Myxocyprinus asiaticus (Chinese sucker) is the source of this 1321-nucleotide messenger RNA. Its product is annotated as sterol carrier protein 2-like. Bases 1 to 1017 code for a protein of 338 amino acids. The transcript has 9 exons. Lineage: Eukaryota; Metazoa; Chordata; Actinopteri; Cypriniformes; Catostomidae. The record is from RefSeq and is a predicted model, not a curated record. Gene Ontology annotation, molecular function: acyltransferase activity. Gene Ontology annotation, cellular component: cytosol.
AUGUUAUGGACUAACAGCAUCAAUGCAGCAGGAGCUGCAGUUCUGGCCAGAGAGAAGUUUGUGAAGCAGAAUGGACUGGAGAAAAAGGCAGUGGAGAUUAUUGCUCAGGAGAUGGUCACUGACCUCUCCUCUACUUUUGAGCAAAACAGCUGUUUGAAAAUGGUUGGUUUUGACAUGACCCAUCUUGCAGCUCAGUGGUGCUUUGACAAGGCUGGUCUGAAGCCAUCAGAUGUUGACGUCAUUGAGCUGCAUGACUGCUUCUCUGCCAAUGAGCUCAUCACCUAUGAAGCUCUGGGACUUGUACUGGUCAGUGGUGACAGAAGAGAGUACCCUCGGCCCUGCAUGGACAGCGUAAAACCUUUUUGUGUAAAAGGAAAUGGUCAGCAACAGGAGAUGCAUUAUCUUCAGAAAAUGUUGACCGAGGAGGAGAAGGCUGAUUACUGUGUGUGCGGUGAAGAACAUGUGGCUCGGUGUGUAGAGAUGUGCUUGCAGCUGAGAGGGGAGGCAGGGCCACGGCAGGUCCAUGGGGCAAAGGUCACCCUGCAGCACAACAUUGGUCUUGGUGGAGCAGUGGUGGUCACUCUCUACAGAAUGGGAUUCCCUCAAGAAACAAGCUCUCGGAUCGCUGCAGUGCCCACCAGUGCAUCCAGUGACCUUGAAGGGUUCAAAGCUCACACUGUCUUUAAGGAGAUAGAGAAGAAACUACAGGAGGAGGGAGAGGAGUUUGUGAAGAAAAUCGGAGGUGUUUUCUCCUUCAAAGUGAAGGAUGGUCCAGGUGGAAGUGAGGCGUUUUGGGUCGUGGAUGUAAAAAAUGGCAAAGGCUCGGUGACCAAUGAUGCAGGUAAAAAGGCCGACUGCACCAUCGCUAUGUCUGAUGCAGAUCUUCUCGCCUUAAUGACGGGCCAAAUGAAUCCACAAACAGCAUUUUUCCAAGGCAAACUGAAGAUAACUGGUAAUAUGGGAAUGGCCAUGAAACUUCAGAACCUACAGCUGAUGGCAGGCAAAGCCAAACUGUGAAACAGCAUCUCUUGCUGGAUGGGAAAGAGGCACAAACAUCCAUAGAAAUGCAUACUGUGUUGAGAGAUGUUCAAGUAAUUUCUAUAGAUACAGUAAUUGUUGUAAACAUUUUAUGACUGAAUAUAUGUGAUGGUUUUAGCUUUUUUUGUUUUUAGCUAUUCGCAUUCUUCGUGCAUAUCGCCACCUACUGUGCAGGGAGGAGAAUUUACUGUAAAAAAGGACUUAAAUGUUGAUCUGUCUCUCACCCACAACUAUCAUAUUUCUUCUGAAGACAUGGAUUAAACCACUGGAGUUGUAAGGAUUA